This is a messenger RNA of Aspergillus campestris IBT 28561, 598 nucleotides long. RefSeq lists its product as uncharacterized. The coding region runs from base 158 to 400 and encodes 80 amino acids. Lineage: Eukaryota; Fungi; Ascomycota; Eurotiomycetes; Eurotiales; Aspergillaceae. The transcript has a single exon. The record is from RefSeq and is a predicted model, not a curated record.
GUCUACUCAGUACAUAAUAUAUCUAUAUUAGGUUCGUCGACCUGUCUCGCCGUUGAGAAAAGUGGGUUCAGAGUCACACCGCCAAUCAACAUUUGCCGAACCAGGCCAGCCCAUAUUAUGUGUCAAUUGAUUUGAUUCCUCAAAUGUGGGUCUUUCCAUGCGUUGUGAAGUCCACCGUACUGUGGAGUACAUGGAUAUUGGAAAUUGCACUGCUGAGCUGACUGUUAUCUUGCCGCUGGAUUGUCAACGAGCCGACUGCGUUGUCGAAUCAUACACCUCUCAAUUGUUAUUCAAGCCCCCAAAGCAAACGGGAAGACCGAGGAUCCGGUUCCUCUGCAUACAGUGUGACGUGUGUGUAUCCAAUGCGGGUUGGUUGUACAAUGAUUGGGGUGGUAUAUGAGGCUCAACUCGAUGUACUCCAAGAUAUAGCUCAUGAGGUGGGCCAUCUCUUUCAGCUUUGGUAGAUGGUCUUUCUUAUUGGAUAUCCUGUACUGAGUUCAAGUGAUAAGCAUGUUUGCUGGUUGAUAAUGGGACUGAUCGAAAUGUGUAUUGGGUUCUGUAUUGGAAUUUACGUGCAGGAAGAAUGAUAACAAGAAUG